Molecule: messenger RNA, 1535 nt
Organism: Microcebus murinus (gray mouse lemur)
Lineage: Eukaryota; Metazoa; Chordata; Mammalia; Primates; Cheirogaleidae
Gene: SLC48A1
Product: solute carrier family 48 member 1
Biological process (GO): heme transport
Cellular component (GO): lysosomal membrane; plasma membrane
Molecular function (GO): heme binding; heme transmembrane transporter activity
Source: RefSeq, a predicted model, not a curated record
GGCGGCGAGGCGCGGGGGCCGGCGGGGCGGAGCGCCGGGCGCCGGCGGCUCGGGCUGCGGCUCGGGCCCUGCACCUGUGACUCUCGGCCGCGCUCGCCUCGGCCGCCCGGCGUCGCAGCCCCAUGGCCCCGUCCCGGCUGCAGCUCGGCCUCCGCGCCGCCUACUCCGGCGUCAGCUCCGUGGCCGGCUUCUCCAUCUUCCUCGUGUGGACAGUGGUCUACAGACAGCCGGGGACCGCGGCCAUGGGAGGGCUCGCAGGUGUGCUGGCGCUGUGGGUCCUGGUGACGCACGUGAUGUACAUGCAGGAUUACUGGAGGACCUGGCUCAAGGGGCUGCGCGGCUUCUUCUUCGUGGGCGUCCUUUUCUCGGCCGUCUCCGUCGCCGCCUUCUGCACCUUCCUGGUCUUGGCCAUCACCCAGCACCAGAGCCUCACAGACCCCAGCAGCUACUACCUCUCCAGCGUCUGGAGCUUCAUUUCCUUCAAGUGGGCCUUUCUGCUGAGCCUGUACGCCCACCGCUACCGGGCCGACUUUGCAGACAUCAGCAUCCUCAGCGACUUCUGACCCAGGGGUGAGGUCUCUGCACCCUGGGGGUCCUCAGGACCUGGACUUAGUCUCUUGAGACACUGGGGGGGCCUGAUCCCACCCCCUUGGCACCCCAGAACUGUGGCAGAGAGUGCACAACAAGACGAGUGUGGUCUCCAGGAAGCUGUCAGGGGAGACCUGGGUGUGGUGGAAAACAUGGCUCCUGGCUGGCCUGCCUGGAGGGCAGCUUCACACCUUCUCCAGUGGAUGCUUCCUUCGCACUCAGUGAGGAAUCUUUGUAGGUCAAGGGGUAGGACCAAGAGGCCUUGACCUACGCUUGGGGGCCGAUGAGUCUGAGAUGCGACACUGGGCUCUUUCCCCAAGGCCUGGGGGGCUGAGUGGAGAGUUCACUGUCCCUCCUCCUGCCCUCCCACCCUGAGCUGGUCUCCCACGAGUGUGCUAGAGCCAGAAGCCAUCGGCCUCUCCCUGCCACCCCCAACAUACAGAGGCAUCCCCACACCCCAACACGGGACUCCCCCAACAAGGCCAGACUAAGGGUCACUGAGAAUGUGCUCCUGCCCCUGGAAGGGCUGUGGGGAAGGGGGCAACAUGGUAUAGGCUAGAAGGAGCCCCCUAAACCUGUACUGUGUACCCCCCGGCCCUGCAUUUCCACUCUGCCUCCUCAGAGUACCAUUGCACCCAAACCCCCGGCCAUGAGGUACCUUUUCUCCCACUCCAGCCCCUGCUCACUGCCCUUCAACUAGAGCUUUUAUCUUUUUAAAUCUCCCUUCUGAAGGACUAAGUCUGCUUUCCUGCCCAUACACUGGCCCAAGGGCUCACCUAACUCAGGAGGGAGGGGCCUGUCGUUACCUAGAUCUUUUUACCUUAGGUUGCCAUUUUGCACGGUCUACCCCUCUCCCAUAGACCCACGAUUGUGUCCCGCCCCUCAGCUCUUUGCCUUAUCUGUGUCACUGUCACUUUAGCAGAAAUACAGCAGCCAUUUCUAUCAGA